Molecule: messenger RNA, 1482 nt
Organism: Elephantulus edwardii (Cape elephant shrew)
Lineage: Eukaryota; Metazoa; Chordata; Mammalia; Macroscelidea; Macroscelididae
Gene: ADAT1
Product: adenosine deaminase, tRNA-specific 1
Exons: 9
Coding region: 1-1482 (493 amino acids)
Biological process (GO): RNA processing
Molecular function (GO): adenosine deaminase activity; RNA binding
Source: RefSeq, a predicted model, not a curated record
AUGUGGACCGCCGAUGAGAUUGCUCAGCUGUGUUACACACACUACAGAACCAAGCUGCCCAAGCAAGGCAAGCCGGAGGCCGGUCGUGAGUGGACGUUGCUGGCAGCGGUGGUGAAGAUACAGUCUACAGCGGACGGGGCCUCUGACUCCCCUGACAAGUCAGUGCCGGUGAGGAAGGAAGUUGUCUCAAUGGGAACGGGAACAAAAUGCAUAGGCCACUCCAAAAUGAGGACAAGCGGAGACAUCAUCAAUGACAGCCAUGCUGAGGUCAUAGCCAGAAGGAGCUUCCAAAGGUACCUUCUCCAUCAACUCCUUCUGGCCUUCCUGGAGGAGGACAGCAUCUUUUUCCCAGGAUCUCGGACAGGACAGUGGAAGCUCAGACCAGGCCUCUGUUUUGUGUUUUUCUCCAGCCAUACUCCCUGUGGUGAUGCCUCCAUCAUUCCAAUGCUGGAGUUUGAAGACCAGCCUUGCUGCCCUGUCAGCAGCGAUUGGGCCAACAACCCAUCUGUGGAGGUCACCGGUAACUGUGAAGCUCCUGAAAAGAAAAGGAAAUGUGAGAGUCCUGACAGUCCUGUACCCAAAAAGAUGAAGUCUGAGCCUGAAACCCCUGCCAGGGAAGUGGCCAGUGGUGUCACACGGCAGCAGGAAAGUGUCCCAACCACCCCAGCUGUCAGCAGCUCUGAUCCUGCCCCAGAGGGACUGUAUGCUGUGUCCCCAAGUGGUGCCAAGGUGGUGGACGUUUAUAGAACUGGAGCCAAAUGUGUGCCUGGGGAAGCUGGAGACUCAGGGAAGCCGGGGGCUGCGUAUCACCAGGUAGGGCUGCUUCGAAUAAAGCCAGGCCGGGGUGACAGAACCUGCUCCAUGUCCUGCAGUGACAAGCUGGCUCGCUGGAACGUUCUCGGAUGCCAGGGGGCACUGUUGACGCAUUUCCUGGAAGAACCCAUCUACCUGUCAGCUGUGGUGAUCGGGAAAUGCCCUUACAGCCAGGAAGUCAUGCAGAGAGCCCUGAUUGAGAGGUGUAGAAAUGUCUCAGAUUUACCCAAAGGCUUUAGAGUUCAAGAGCUGAAAAUCCAGCAGUCUGAUCUUCUGUUUGAACAGAGUCGCCAUGCAGUGCAGGCAAAAAGGGCUGACAGCCCGGGCCGGCUCGUUCCCUGUGGGGCAGCCAUCAGCUGGAGUGCAGUUUCUGAGCAGCCCUUGGAUGUUACUGCCAACGGCUUCCCACAGGGGACAACGAAGAAAGCCAUCAGCAACCUUCAGGCCAGAUCUCGAAUCAGCAAAGCGGACCUCUUUAGAUCAUUUCAGAAGCUGCUGAGCAGUAUUUCCGAGGACCAGUGGCCAGACUCCCUCAGGGGGCAGAAGCUAGAGACAUACCUGGACUACAAGGAGGCCGCGUCCACUUACCAGGAAGCCUGGCUUGCACUCCGGAGGCAGGCAUUCGGAGCCUGGAUCAGGAACCCACGGGAUUAUCACCAGUUUAAAUGA